This is a messenger RNA of Pocillopora damicornis (cauliflower coral), 1236 nucleotides long. RefSeq lists its product as uncharacterized. The record is from RefSeq and is a predicted model, not a curated record. Lineage: Eukaryota; Metazoa; Cnidaria; Anthozoa; Scleractinia; Pocilloporidae.
AGUCACGAAUUGCCAACAAUUAAUUCAAAAUUUAACAGGUUUUGACAUUUUCGAUCGGUAUUUGGUUUCAAACAGGCAAUGCCACAAUGAUUGUUAUUCAGUCUGAAUUUCACUGAAAAGAAGCAUUCUCUAUCAUGUCUUCGCACGAUUCCAAAGAGUCUGUCGAACGAGAUGCGUAUGGGCCAUCAGCCACCAAGCGAAUUUCUACCCUAAAAGAGCAUGAAGAUAAAAUUCUUCGCCGGAAGAUAAACGCCUAUCGCAAGGUUCAUAAAAAGGAGAUCGCCCAGGUUUCUAGCAAACUUGUUGAAAUCAGAGAAUCUAUGAAAGAACUAGCGACAGAUCCAUUAUAUGGAAACCAUUCUUUGCAGAGCGUAGAGGGAAGUGAAUAUGGUAACUCUACUAAAAUUCCUAUUACUAACGAACAAAAAUUAAAACUUGGACGUUCGCAAAGUUUUCCAGAUCUAGGGGAUAGAUCGACAACAAACACUGGUACAAACACAUGCUCCUUCCCCACCCUAAAACAUGAGCAUCAUGUUGUUCAGAGCAUUGGAAACUCGGCUGAAAGAGCAUCAAGCAAUCGUGAAGAGUUUAAACCGAGAAUAAAGUCCACUAUCUCGCCACACAGUGCUCAAAUAACCAAGUGGCAGCUUACAGAACAUAAAAAACUGGAAAGGUCUAAAACAGCUCCAAUUACAAUGCUGCAGCCGCUUUUGAUCACCACGCAAGAGAUGAUGCGAAAGAAAAUUAAUAUUUCUACUUCAACUCGAGGUGUAAACGUAGAUGAGGUCUCGGAAAGAAGACGUAUUUCACCGCGUUUCGUAGAAAAGAGCCCGAAAACAACCCCACUGGAAUCCCCAGCUGAUUCAGGAGGUUAUGUUCAUCGACCCAAGUCGACAUCUAAUACUCAGGCAUUCCCAUCACACAGCUUCUCGAAAGAUCCGAAAAGGCUGCUCAAUUUUCCCGGCAAGAAAAUUCUUACUAAGACAGAAGCAAGUGAUGAAGGUUCUUCCUUCUCCUGGUUUAAAAAUGUUUACGAAAAAAAAUCAUCAAGCAGUACCUCGAAGUAUUCCCAAAAAUCUCAAAACGGUGAAUUGGAAGUGAACGAUGCUACUCCAGAGAGCAAUGAAAAGGGCAUCGAUGAUUUAAAAUGUUGUCGAUACUUAAGAUUUUCCAAGGAAAACCAAGAAAGUAACCGAAUUUAGCGGAAGGUACAACUUAAAAAUCGAGGGAAUCAAG